Messenger RNA from Sipha flava (yellow sugarcane aphid), 2674 nucleotides. It is a transcript of the gene Rgl, whose product is annotated as ral guanine nucleotide dissociation stimulator-like 1. The transcript has 15 exons. The record is from RefSeq and is a predicted model, not a curated record. NCBI's taxonomy places the organism in Eukaryota, Metazoa, Arthropoda, Insecta, Hemiptera, Aphididae. Gene Ontology annotation, molecular function: guanyl-nucleotide exchange factor activity. Gene Ontology annotation, biological process: positive regulation of GTPase activity; Ras protein signal transduction. Bases 541 to 2577 code for a protein of 678 amino acids. Gene Ontology annotation, cellular component: plasma membrane.
ACACAAAGUUAUGUAUACGCUCACACACACAUGCAUGUACACACACAAAUACAAAAACCCGGACGCGCGCCACGCGGCGACACCGACGGUCGAACGCCAUCGCCACCGCCGCGACCUAUUGGACCGGUUCGCCUGGCAACGUUUCGUUAGGCACCUGUUGAGCGUGCCAGUCGCGCCGUUUUAUUUCAUUGUUGUAGUUUUGUUUUGUUGUGUUGUUUUUUUCUUUUCGUUUUCAUAUCGCUGCGGUUGUUAACGUUAUUCAGUUCUGAUAACAGCAGCUGCGCGCAUAGAUUGUAGUGAGAACGUCAUUCGCUAAUGGCUCGUAAGAUAAUGACGCGAACGUAACAUAAUAUAGUUUGCCAAUUGUAUCGCCGGCCGAGAGUCUCCCGUCCUCGCGAACCGUUCCCCCGUAACCCGUGCAAGCACGAUCGGGCAUGCUCGCGACUAACGCCAUCCGACGGUCUUGAGCCUCAAGCCAAACCGCGGUGUCCUUUGGUCGUCGGUUUAGUUUUCGAAAAACUAUGAUGCAGGCGGACAAGUAUGAAUCUUGAUGCCGAAAGCUCGCCAACAUGGAAGUUAUGGGGUGAAGAGAGAGAUGAAGGUGCAGUCUAUACAAUUUAUUUAAAAAAAGUGCGCUAUCAAAAUCCAACAAAAACAUUAUUAUUGGAAUCUGACGAUGAACGAUCUCAUUUGGAAUGGGAAACAGUUAGAGUUAAAUUCAUCAAAGCUGGAACUAUUGAAAAAUUAGUUAAUAGCUUAGCAUCAGAUGAUGGCGAGUUGGAAUCUACAUUUGUGAAUAUAUUCCUGGCCACAUAUAGAACUUUUGCAUCUCCCCAUCAUGUUCUGUCAUUAUUAAUUGAAAGAUAUGAAUACUUAGUUAACAAUAAAGAAGACUUAUCAGAGUCAAUGAUCGAUUCACAUAAAAAGACUGUUGUAUCUGCAUUGCAUGUUUGGCUGGACUCAUAUCCUGAAGAUUUUCGUGAUCCACCUUUACACACUUGUUUACGAUGUUUACAUUCCUUCACUUUUACAUAUUUGCCCAAAACUGAACUUCACAUUAAAGCAACCUAUAGACUUGAUAGAUUUCUUAAGGAAUGUAGACAAUUAGAUACUACUACCUAUAUAAGUGAUGAUUACGACGUAGUUAUUACCAAUUCUCCACAUUCUCUUUACAAUUUUCCCAACAUAGCAGAAAGACAUUUUGCUGAGCAGUUGACUCGAAUGGACCGUGAUGUACUAAAAGGAAUGGUUGCUCAUCAAUGCCUCGGUGCAGUUUGGUCCAAGAAUAAAAGAGCAGGAUCUGCACCCACAGUUCUUGCUACAAUUGAUCAAUUUAAUGCUGUAUCACUUAGAGUGAUAAGUACUGUGUUAUUAGCAAUAAAUUCUGACAGACCGCAUGUUAUUGAAACUUGGAUUGAUAUUGCUCAAGAAUUAAGAGUGCUAAAAAAUUUUUCUUCAUUAAAAGCAAUCAUAUCUGGUCUACAAUCUAAUUCGGUAUUUAGAUUAAAAAAAACUUGGCAUGCAGUUCCCAGAGACAAGGUGGAAUUAUUUCAAGAACUUGCACGAAUAUUUAGUGAAGAAAAUAACCAGUGGGCGCAACGUAAAUUGUUAAUUAGAGAAGGUACAGCCAAAUUUGCAGAUACAUUUGGACACAAUGAUAGGCAUUUGCAAAAAAUAAUUCAAAAACAGCAAAGUACAAUGAGUAAGUUAAACAUUGGAACUAUUCCAUACCUGGGAACAUUUUUAACUGAUUUGACUAUGAUUGAUGCUGCUACUCCUGAUGUUCUACCUGAUGGUCUAAUUAAUUUUGAUAAAAAACGAAAAGAGUUUGAAGUAUUAGCUCAAAUCAAACUUCUUCAAGGCGCAGCUAAUUCAUACAGUAUACCUGAAGAUACAGUAUUUGAUCAAUGGUUUCAUUCCAUCUUAGUUUUAGAUGAUAGAGAAGGGUUCAAAAUAUCUUGUCAGAUUGAACCCCCAGAUAAUAUACCAUCAUCGUGUGCUAACUCAAUAAUAGGAAUUGGAAAAAAACAAAAUUAUGAACACAAAAAAAAUGAUUCAAUUUCCAGUAAUUGUAGUAGUAAAAGUUACUAUGGUUUAUCGGAUGAUGGACUACAUUCACCAAAUAACUCUUUAGAUAAACAGGAUUCAUUAUUGGACUUGUCAUCUUCUUCCAGCAGCUAUUCGUUACAAUCAUUUGACAUGUCAUUAAAUGGAAGUAAUAAUACUAACCUCUUGCUUAAAAAUAAUGUUAAUAAUUCAACAUUCAACACUUCAUCUGAUUUUUAUAUUAUUCGAAUUACUGUUGAUGCUGAUAACGUUGAGACUGAUGGAAUAGUAUUAUACAAAAGUAUUAUGUUAAGUAACAAUGAACGAACACCACAAGUUAUAAGAAACGCGAUGUUAAAAUUUUGCAUUGAUGAUGAUCCAGAAAACUAUACUUUAUCUCAAGUCUUACCUGAUAAAGAAAUGGUUUUACCGAUGACAGCCAAUGUUUAUUAUGCAGUUAAUACAGAAUAUGAUUUAAACUUUUUACUACGUAAAAAAACAUGGAAAAACAACACAAUUGUAAAAAAAUAAUUAUUUUAACUUAAAUCUGAUCAGUGAUAUCAAGUUGAACACUAACUGUCAUUAAACGAACUGCAUUUAUGUAAAAAAAAAAAAAAAAAAAAAAAAA